Struthio camelus australis is the source of this 8706-nucleotide messenger RNA. Lineage: Eukaryota; Metazoa; Chordata; Aves; Struthioniformes; Struthionidae. The record is from RefSeq and is a predicted model, not a curated record.
GGGCUGCAGUUAUAAAUACUGCUCUUCCCCUUUAUUGCUAGAGAGCCAGUCCUUUGCGGUCGGAGCCCGAGCUGGUCGCAGCACGAGGCUUUGUGAACUCGCACCAAUGGCCAGCAGGUACGUGGUGAACUAGGACACAGCCUGCUCUAUGGCGCCUCCUGAACCCUGGAUCUACUUUUAGAAGCUUUUCUGUGUGAAUUCUGUUUCGCUUGGCCACCACCAACAAUGCCCAUGGCGAAUGGCCUCUCCGUGCCGCUGGACUGCCUCCAGCGGCAGCAGGAGCUGUGCCUGGUGUGCUCAAAAUGCAGCGUGAAAGAAAACGAGAUUACCUACCGGUUGAAAGAGGUGGAGCACAAAUGCAUGUACGAGAUCCUCCUUGCCAGGUACAAGAACAAGAGGAACACGGCCUGGAGGAAGGUGUCCAGGCGGCCGGGCUUCCCCAACCCAGCCCGCUAUGCGGUCUGCCGAUACUACAUCAUGGGCUUGGGCUGCAGCAAGCACAAGAACCAGUGCACCUUUGCCUGGAGCCCGGAGGAGGCGAUGGUGUGGAACUUUGAGCGGGAGCACGAGCUGGAGAGGCGCAUGCUGAAGGCUGAGGUCCUGCAGGCCCAGCUAGCCAGCUGCCCCAAUGGCUUCCCCCUGCCGGACCUGGCCAGCGCUGCGGGGGACAUCAUGAGUGAGUUUGGGGGACACUUCCAGGAGAUCUGCAAACAUUGCUUUUAUGGAAGUCCUCAGCAGAUCUCCAUGGGUGGCCAGGCACGGCUCUGCGAGUACCACCGGACCUGGAGCCCGCUGUUGGUGCAUGUGAUGUCUGACGGUCGGAGGAAGAAGCAGUACACUGCCAUCCGGCCGUGCCCUGAGUUCAUCCCGGCCCUGAGCUACUGCAGAUAUGUCUCCAAGGGCGAGCCGUGCAAGCACAGCCUUCAGCGGUGCCACUACGCACACAGCGAUGUGGAGAUGGCCGUGUGGCAGGCGGAGAGGAAGUACGGCUUGGCUCGCUCGGAUCUGCUGCCAGCCUCGGAGACGUGCAGCGAGAACGGCGAGCAGGCGACACCUCCUCUGGUUCAAUUCUACUGUCGGGUCUGCCUGGUGACCUUCAGCUCUCAGGAAAGCUUCGAGAACCACUGCUCCUCCAUGGAGCACGUGCAGAUGGUCUCGGCCGACACCACCGUCCAGUGGGUUCACCGCGUGCCUCCUCUCGGGCUGACGAAAUUCUCGCUGUGCAGCAGAGCAGAGGUGUGUGAAAUUGGCAAUAGCUGCACCAAGGCCCAUUCCACUGAGGAGCUGCAGGAGUGGAUCCAGAGGGUGAAGGUUGCCGUAAAGAAAAAGAAACAGGCCAUGAAGGACGGGCUUUUAUCCUACCAGGAUCGGCUCAUUGCUGAGUACCAGAAGUGCUCCAAUGAAGUGUUCAUUAUGGCUGAGCACGUUGACGGUGUUACGGUUACAUGUGAGCAGCCCCUGCACGUGCAGUCGGAGGACAGGAGGAUGAAAUACAGGUGGAAGUUCAGAGUUCACGCCCAGAUGCCUCUGAAGCAUGUGGCGCUACUGAAGAGGGAACCUGGAGUCACCUUCUACCUCUCAGGGGAUGGAUUUUCACGGGGCCUCCACUACAUUAGGGGGGAGCACCUGAGCACUCUGCCCUCCUCCCCGAACACAUCCUUGGUGGAGGUUUGCAUGGAGUGCUGCACACUGGGAGUCUUCGAGCAGUGGGUGGUGUUUGACUUUGGCAGCCGCCCUGUCCUCAUCCAGAAAAUCCGGGCCAAGGUGGGCCAGCGGGAGCUUCCUCGGCAGAUCCCAGCCAGUAGAGAGAGCAUCCGUCCUGUGAACUUUGUGCGAUGGCACAGUGGUAACAGGGUCAUCGUUCCCAGCGUGCUAAGGACCAGUGAUGAGGUGGAUCUGCUGGCCAGAUACAAACCACCUGCUCUCUCUCUGGACUUUCGGCAUGAGGGUGGUGCAAGUCCUCCCAUCACCCGUCUCACAUACAGGGACAGGAUGCACAACUUCCUCUUCCGGGAAGAAGAAGCCGAACAGGCUCUCAUUGCCAAACUCAACCUCCGGGUCUCCAUCUUGCUGACUCCGAUGCUGCAAAGCCUUUCUAUGGGGAUGAAGUUUGCCCUGUCUGGUGAGCUGUUUGCCGAAGUGCCUACCCCGUAUAACCUCUCGCCAGACACAGAUGAGGGGUAUCUGCUGAACAGGUCUGUGCCCAUUGCUUUCCUGGCACUUGACCCACCAGUAGACAAUCGGGUUUAUGAGGUCAAUGUGGAGAAUAAGGCCACCACUGAGAAGACCAUCUGGCUACAGAUACCAAAGAGAUGCUGCUCUGAGUUGAACUUCAAGCCAAACACCUCCUACAAUGUGGAGAUCCAGUUCCAAAUUGACCGGUUGCUGUUCCGGCAGUGGCACCAUGCUGUUGACCGCCUGUUGGAUGAGAAGCUGGUUCUACCUGACGUUGCCAAUUGCUCUAUCCCCUAUUCUCCCGAGCUAUCAGAGAAAGGGAACAGCAAGCAGAAACUAGCCAUCUCCUUCAUCACGGGCCAAGCAACCAGCAGCCGGCAGAUCCCACCUCUUCUGAUCUAUGGGCCUUUCGGCACAGGGAAGACAUUCACCUUGGCCAUGGCCACCAUGGAGAUCCUGAAGCAGCCCAACACACGGGUGCUGAUCUGCACUCACACUAACAGCGCUGCGGACAUCUACAUCCGGGAGUAUUUCCAUAACUAUGUAACCAAAGGGCGUCCAUGGGCUGUUCCCUUGAGGAUUAUAUCCACUGACCGUCCCAUCAACCUGACAGACCCCAUCACUCAGAUGUACUGCUGUCUCUCUGCGGACCAGCGCUCCUUCAGGCACCCCACGCAGGAGGAGAUUGACAGGCACCGCAUAAUUAUUACCACCUCCAUGUUAUCCAAGAACUUGAAGGUGGCUCCAGGUUACUUCACUCACAUCAUGAUCGACGAGGCUGCUCAGAUGCUGGAAUGCGAAGCUUUGGUUCCGCUCUCAUAUGCCACUUUUGAGACUCGGAUUGUCCUAGCUGGGGACCACAUGCAGAUAACCCCAAAGCUGUUCUGCGUUGGAGACGGACAGUCUGCUGAUCACACCCUGUUAAACCGACUCUUUCAGUUUUACCAGAAGGAGAGGCAUGAAGUGGCUGUGAAGAGCAGGAUCAUCUUCAAUGAGAAUUAUCGUUCCACUGCAGACAUAAUUGAAUUUGUCUCCAAACACUUCUAUGUGGGCAAAGGCAAUGCUAUCCAAGCCAGUGGGAACAUCCCACCCCAUCCGGAAAUCUACCCGCUCAUGUUCUGCCACGUGCCUGGCAUGGCUGAAAGGGAUAUGUCCAUGAUUUCCUGGCAUAACACCUCAGAGAUAAUGCAAGUGAUUGAGAAAGUGCAGGAGAUAUUUGAGAAGUGGCCAGACGAGUGGGGUGUCCAAAAUCUGAAGAGGAUCUGUGUGGUCUCCCAUGGGACACAGGUUUCUGCAACCAGGCAAGAGCUGAGGAAAAGGCACCUACAAGAUGUGGUGGUAGAAAACUAUGAAAACUUGCCAGGGCGGGAGUUCCGGGUCAUCAUUAUCAGCACAGUCCACACCAGCGAGAGUCUGCGCAGCUCUGCCUCCCACCGCCUGGAGUUCUUCAAUGAAGCCAGAGUGCUCAACACCAUCAUGACCAGGGCUCAGUCGCUGGUUGUUGUGGUGGGGGAUGCCGUGGCCUUGUGUUCCCAUGGCCAGUGCAGCAAGGUGUGGAAACGCUUCAUCCAGGAGUGCAUUGAGAAGGGAAGCGUGACUCCGGAGAACCUGACGAUGGCGCAGAUCAAACAGGCGGCGUGUGACAAGGAGAGCUGGAGCAGGAGGAGCCCAGAGGGGGAUGAGGAGGACAGCGACACCGAUUCCUGGAGCUCUGAGGCUGAUAGCAUGAAUCCCGACGAUCCCAUUCUCCAGGAGCUCUUAGAUGAAAGCAAGAACGUCCUGGUGACAGUGUCCGAGGAAGGGCUGCUGAACGUGAAGUCUGAGGCUUCAAACCAGUGGGAAGACAGGCAGGAAUACGUCAAUUUUUCCUCUCAGACGAUGCAAGAGUAUCUCCACAUGCACCCCAAAAUGUACAAGAGGUGCGAGCUGAUCAAAGAGGGAUUUGACAGAGCUUCUGCCUUCACCCUCAAUGACUCGCCCGCUAUGACCAUUCAGAUCAAAGGUAGAGUUCACUGCGGGACGGCCUUCACUGGGGAUGAAGUGCUUGUGGAAAUCCUGCAGAGUAGCACAGCUGACAGUAGCUGCCUCCGCCCUCAAGGGAAGGUGGUGGGCAUAUUAAAGCGUGCAGAGAGAGAACGGACCUUUAUCUGCAUGAUGGACGAAUUUGAUCCCCGGGUGAUGAUACCCAUUGAUCGCACUGUCACCAAAAUAUUUGUCCCAGGGCUGAAAGAAAAACCAAACGUCAUUCCCAUCCGCAGGUUUGUCAACGGGAAGUACAGAGUGGUCAGCUGUGAGAAGAUCGGCCAGGAGACGAGGAGAUGCCAGCUCUUCUGUGUCCAGAUUAUCUCCUGGCGGGAAGGGUUUUACUACCCUUUGGGGAUAAUAACUGAGAUUCUGCAUGUUGCGUUGACAUUGGAAGAAGGCCUAAAGAUCCUUGACUUGGAGUAUGAUUUGGAAAAUAAAUAUCCUGCUGUCGUUACCAGGGAAUUAGCCAAACACACCUCCAGCAAACCAAACCUCACCAAGGAAAACCUGAAGGACUGUCGGAGUUACCUGACGUUCACUGUUGACCCCCCAGGUGCUAAGGAUUUAGACGAUGCUGUCAGUGUUAGGGAUCUUGGAGGCCACUAUGAGAUUGGGAUCCACAUUGCAGAUGUGGCUGGCAUCAUUCCCAAAGGCAGUGCCUUGGACAUGGAAGCAAAGAAACGGGGUGCCACAUACUAUGCUCCCAACCGGGAGCCACUGUGCAUGUUCCCACCCAAAAUUAGCCAGGAAAUCUGUAGCCUCCUGCCACAGGAAGAUCGUCGUGUGAUCUCAUUGUUUGUCACUGUAGAAAAGAAGACUGAUACAGUGAUAAAGGGAACCUUCACUAUGUCUGUGAUUCGCUCAGACAGGCAGCUGUCCUAUGAAGAGGCGGAGCUCUUCAUUAAGAACCACUACAGGGGAGACGCAGAAGCCCUUCGCUUUGAUACCCUGGAGGACUGCAUAGCUGUGGCUUAUCACUUCUCCAGGAUCCACCGGAAGUUUCGCCUGCAGGAAGACUGUUUCUAUGACCAGCUGGAUGAGGAAAGCUCCCCAGGUAACAGAGGUUCCCAUCAGAUGAUAGAGGAGUUCAUGAUCAUGUUCAACAGUUUUGUGGCUGAGUUCCUAACCAACCAGGAGGUCACCAGAAAUGUCACUCCUCUCCGCUGUCAGAGUGAGCCAAGCCCUCAACAGAUAUCACUCAUGAGAAGCAAGUACAGCCACAUCAUUCCUUUGUCCAUCCAUCUCUCACACCAUCUGGGAGAUGUGCUUCCCAGUCAAGUCUCAUCAAAAGAUGUGGAGUUCAGACUCCUGGCCCCGCUUUGGGAGCACCUACAGUCAGCUGCAAAUGUCUGUGAUUUCCACAAGAUGCUAGACCUUAUUGUCACUGAUGACAUCCACCCAAAGCUGGCCCCCGUGGUGCUGGAGUUCAGGAGACUGCUCAGCCGCUCUUAUUUCAGUCGCUCCAACUCCACUGCGCAAUCAAAAGCAGGCCAUUACUCCUUGCAUGUUGACUCGUACACCUGGGCUUCUUCUCCCAUCCGCCGAUAUAUGGAUGUGGUGGUCCAGCGGCACCUUCAUUCCGUGCUCCGCAAGAAGCCGAUUGCCUAUUCUUUGGAGGACAUUGAGUUUCUCUGUCAUGACUUCAACAGGAAGAAUUCCCGAGCUGUGACGUACGAGAAGAGGGCCCACUCCCUGCAGAUGGCCAUUCAGCUGAAAUCGCAAGUCCUGCAGAAGGUGGCCUUUGUAGUGGAUAUCGAAGGGAUGAACAAGUACUUUAAAGCCUUGUUUCCACUGAACAAAGAGACUCUUCCUGAUCCCCAGUUAAUUAACUACAGAGCUCUUCAGCUGACAGAGCAGCCCACGUUCAUCCAGGAGCGGAACAGCAUGAGGCUCAUGUGGAAGAGGAGGGUAUAUUCUGUGGUGACGAUGAAGGAACAUAGCCUGAAGGAGGGGCCUCUCUGUGACCGCAGUGUCACCCUCUUCAGUGCCCAAGUUUGGCAAAACGUGCUCUCGGCCAUCAAAAGUGAAAAGUUUGAGAAUGUGGCCCCUCUCCUUCAGAGGGGUGAGGAUCACCACAAGCGGCACGUGGGGAGGAUAAGGAAAAGUCCGUGCAUGCACUAUGUGGAACUGUCCCUGGAGCUGAGCGCUGGUGACGCGCUGCAGUUCCAGCUCACCACAGAUGUUUACCGGGGAUUCCUGGUGCCCUUUGUGCAGCUGUGGUGUGUGACGCCAGGUUUUGACAUCUGUCUGCAGCACACAGAAAAGCCCAUCGAUUGCUUCUCUGCAUAUGCCACUCAGCCAUCCAAAGACAAGUACAAACAUGCAGUGGAGUAUAACAAAGUGUGGAUGCCAAUGAGUGCCAUGGAAUCCGCUUCGUGUGCAGUGGCUGAAAAUGACUCCAUUGUCCUCCAUGAUGUCAAAAUAACCUGGGCAAAGCAAAGGACAAGCAAAGGGCAGCUGCAAGGGACUUUCUCUGUAACCAAAAGCUUUUUGGAAGAGUGCUCCAUUGAAGUAGAUUUCAACCACUGUUACUUGUGCAUUCGCUUAAGUGGGCUGGACCUUGCGAGCCUUCAAAGCGAUGAGGAGUGCCUUAGCCACGGUCUCCAGAAUCUGACUUUGUUUAACAAAGGCAGAUCAGAAAGCAAACUUGUGGUUGAUCCCGGCACAUACACCUGGGUGGCUCACGGGCUCACUGAAGAGUUUGGCGACGAUGAGAAGUCAGACAGGAGUAGUCAACAAACUUUCAAUUUUUACAUCCACUAUAUGUCUAUGGAGAAUAUUCCUGUGGAAAUCUCACAGGACUCUGCCAGGUUCACGGUGGAGCUGAUUCCAAAGAUGUUGCCAGAUGUACGGAAAGAAAAUGCAAUUUGGAAGCUCAUGUAUGCCUCUGACCUUGCUAAAAGCAUCGCACUAAACCAUGUGCCUCCUACAAAAGUGAUAACUUCCAAACUCCUGCUGCAAAAAACCUUUGAUCUCCCUGGGAGUCAAAGGAAGCUCAACCAGAGUCAGAACCAGGCAAUUCUAAAUGCUCUACGAAAAUCCUUCACGCUCAUCCAAGGUCCACCAGGCACAGGGAAAACCGUCGUUGGAACUCACAUUGUCUACUGGUUCCAUAAGCUGAACCAGGAGAUCGCUGAGAAGGAAGAACCAAAAUUCUUGGAUGAAGAAGAGGGCAAAGGGACCAAGUGCAUCUUGUACUGUGGCCCAUCCAACAAGUCUGUUGAUGUUGUUGCUGAGAUGCUGCUGAAGAUGAAAGACCUGAGACCGCUGAGGGUUUACGGUGAGGCGAUUGAGACGAUGGAAUACCCAUAUCCAGGGAGCAACCGGCACCUCUCCCGAAAAGCCUUGCGAGAUGCAAAGCCAAAGCGUGAACUCAGUGAAAUAAUCCUGCAUCAUCGAAUCCGACGGCCGCCCAACCCUUUUUGGCAGAAGAUCUGUGAAUUUGAUGCCCGAAUGAGGAAGGAGGAUCAGAUAGCAGAAGAAGAGAUAAAGAAGUACAAAAAUCUGUUGUCAGCUGCACGUGCACAUGAGCUAACAUGCCACGACGUGAUUCUGUGCACGUGCUCCGCCGCAUCUGCCCCCUGCCUGGAGAAGCUGAAUGUCAGGCAGAUCCUCAUUGAUGAGUGUGCCAUGUCCACAGAGCCCGAGACCCUCAUCCCCUUGGUCAGCCAUAAGUAUGCUGAAAAGGUUGUUUUGCUCGGGGAUCAUAAACAGCUGCGGCCCGUAGUCAACAAUGACUUCUGCAAGAGUCUUGGCAUGGAGACGUCUCUUUUUGAGCGUUACCGGAAUCAGGCUUGGAUGCUGGAUACGCAGUACCGUAUGCACAAAGACAUUUGCAAGUUCCCAUCGCAGGAGUUUUAUGAAAGGCGGCUGAACACAUGCCCUCGGCUUUUUCGUAAAGCCAGCGUCUUCUACCACAAAGACAAUAAAUGCUGCCCGAUUAUCUUUGGGCACAUAGAGGGGAAGGAGCAGAGCCUCAUGAUUUCUACUGAGGAAGGAAAUGAGAACUCCAAAGCUAACCAAGAAGAAGUGGAGCAGGCGGUGAGGACGGCGAAGCAGCUGACGCUAGAUGGCACCAUCCGGCCGGAGAGCAUCGCCAUCCUGAGCCCCUACAACGCCCAGGUGUCCGAGAUCAGCAAGCGCCUCUUGAGGGAGGGCAUCCGUGGAGUGACUGUUUGCACUAUCAUGAAAAGUCAAGGAAGCGAGUGGAGAUACGUGAUCCUGUCCACUGUGCGCUCCUGUCCCCGAUCAGAGAUUGAUAGGAGACCCACAAAAAGCUGGCAGAAGAAGUACCUGGGAUUUGUUACUGACCCAAACCAGGUUAAUGUUGGUAUCACACGAGCUCAGGAAGGCCUCUGCAUUAUAGGAAACCGUUACCUCCUGGAAUGCAACCCUCUAUGGAAGAGACUGCUUCAGCAUUACAUGCAGCACAACUGCUAUACCACAGCCCAAGCUAUUUCUGUCAGGAAGACUUUAGCCCUCCACUGAUGAGAAUGGAUUAUACCU